AUGGUCGUCUUUGUUGAUCUCGACGAGGACAUGGAGCCCCUUCAUGUUCUCGAGGCGCGUCGCCUGGCUGCCGCUGCCGCUGUCGCGACUGAUGCACUAGAACCAAGCAGUCGCGAGCUCAACCAUGAACUCGAGAAGCCGACGGCCGCUCCUGUGGUUUCGGUAGCUCCGGUUCCCGCACCGGAGCCAACGCCGACGUUUCAAAGUGCCGUUACCGAGGCGUUUGGCUGUUAUCCCAUUGUCAUGUCCAUUGCUGAACACAUCGACCUCAAUACCCUCGACAGCCUAGCCCGCACCUCGCGCCAGGUCCGCCGUGGCUUGCUGCAGUACCGCUCCAUCCUUCUAUCCUCAACGCUGCACUGUUCCAAUGAAGACGCUCCCGUCGACCCAGAGUCCACCUUCCGCUUCCGUGCGAGGGCUGGCAACUGGUAUUACAUGGAAGAUGGCCGAAACUACAAUGGAAAGAGCGGCAGCUGUGCCCGUGACCUGGUGACGGAGUGUCGGAGGUGCAGAACCGUUGUGUGCAGGGGGCUUGAGGCAACGGUCGAGGAGGAUGAUGAAGAUGAUCAAGUACAGUUGAUCGCUGACGCUGCGAACAGAACUGUGCUAUCAAGCCGCCAGCCCACAACGCCCUCCGCGAGCGACAUCGCAGGCUGUGUAAUCCGUGCACCAAGGCCCCAAUCGCCUCGCUCGUUAAUAAGCCCCUGGAACCCGAAACGUCUCUUCUGGAUGACGCGGUGCGACGGGAAAUUUGCCGGUGCGAUAUCGACGGCGUCUGGCUCUGCCAACCAUGUGGGCGGAGCAUGCGCGGGGCCGACCACGACUAUCAGCGGGUUAUUCAGCAUCUGGAAGUGGCGAGCUCAUUACGGCGAAGUACUUGGCGGCCUGGGAACGGGCAUUGGUGAGGGUGACCGCGGUGUCAUUUGUGGUCGCGAGAGCGCCUGCGCCGGUGCUAAGGAGCGUGAAAAUGAGACCGACUGUGACGCCGAGGAUGCAGCCGUCAGCGGCGCGAACCUCUGGACGGCUACGGACCAGGUGCAUCUGGAUACGGUGCGGUAUGAACGAACGCCAAGUCCCCAGCUCGGCCCUGGGUAUGAAAGGCAUGAGAUCGAGGGCAUCGGUGGUUGUGUCAAGACCAAACUCAUCAGGAUGGUUAGAGUUGGCGCUUGCGUGCCCGAGUGGGACGACGAGAAGAGUCACCACAACAUCCUUGGGAGAGAGGUCAAAGGCAACAGGAGGAGCUGGUGUGGCUGGUGCUACAGAGUCGUUCCCGGUGAGGCUGACUUGGAAACGGCCGGUGUUCAGAUGCGCCAACUCUGA
Messenger RNA from Colletotrichum spaethianum, 1320 nucleotides. RefSeq lists its product as uncharacterized. NCBI's taxonomy places the organism in Eukaryota, Fungi, Ascomycota, Sordariomycetes, Glomerellales, Glomerellaceae. The record is from RefSeq and is a predicted model, not a curated record. The transcript has 4 exons. The coding region runs from base 1 to 1320 and encodes 439 amino acids.